ACGAAGUAGUCAUUUGUAUUUUUGUUUAUCAAGAAAAUUCAUACAUUAUUCGAUCCAAAAUGACAUCAAAUUUUUUAUCCUUGCUGGAAGACAAAAUUCGUUCCCAUUGCGUAUGCUACUUGAUCGAGAAGUGUAUUGAGGAAAAUGGCAGAAAAUUAAAUCUCUCCCGAUCGAAGAUGAAAACCAUUCCACCAGCGCUGGACUCGUGCAGCUUUCUCUCAAAACUGUCCCUGGAUGGCAAUUCCCUCUCAUCGGCUUCAAUCACGAGCCUUCAAUCGUUGAAAUUUCUUCGCUACCUCACGCUGAACGACAACGAAUUAAACGAAUUCCCGGAGGAGCUGUGCGAGCUGAAGUUUGUCGAGUUUCUAAACAUUGGAGGCAAUCCGAUAGGCCGUCUACCCGAAUCCAUCGACAAAUUGAAAAAUCUAAUUACUCUCUGGUGUAAUGAUAUGCUGUUAGAGUUUUUGCCCGAGGCAAUCGGUAGGCUGCGGAAACUCAGGACGUUUGGCGCUCGAGCUAAUCAACUGACGGCUUUACCGAAAUCGUUCGGAGAACUGAAGCGCUUGAGAUGGCUUUCAUUGGAGAAUAAUAGAAUCGAUACACUGCCGGAGUCUUUCGGAGAGCUUUUCAAGUUAACCCAUUUAAAUUUGACACGAAACCAAUUCGACGGUAUUCCCACGACAGUAUUCAUGCUCAAACGAUUAAAAUUUUGCUCGUUCGCGGAAAACCUAAUCGAAAAUGUAUCUGAAAUUGUUCUGGCUGGGUUACAAUACAUUCCAACUCUUUUAUUGGGUGGUAAUCCAAUGAUUGCGAGUGAAUCAACUGGUAAUUUGAAACAAGUACACUUCAAGUUCGAUAUUUUGAAUGAGAUGGUGUCAGAAGAUUGGAAUUUCAGCCUACCAAACAGUGAACUCAAUCUGGUAGAUAGCAGUGACGAGGAUACGUUUGAAGAACCGUACGAAAUGGAACUACCCCAACAAGCUCGGUUCUGCUUGGCAGCUUGAAGAACAUUAGUG
This is a messenger RNA of Aedes aegypti (yellow fever mosquito), 1016 nucleotides long. Its product is annotated as leucine-rich repeat-containing protein 7. Bases 60 to 1004 code for a protein of 314 amino acids. The record is from RefSeq and is a predicted model, not a curated record. Gene Ontology annotation, molecular function: protein binding. The transcript has a single exon. Lineage: Eukaryota; Metazoa; Arthropoda; Insecta; Diptera; Culicidae.